Molecule: messenger RNA, 3398 nt
Organism: Venturia canescens
Lineage: Eukaryota; Metazoa; Arthropoda; Insecta; Hymenoptera; Ichneumonidae
Exons: 3
Coding region: 408-3023 (871 amino acids)
Source: RefSeq, a predicted model, not a curated record
AAUCACAUUAAUAAGCCGAGAAUAAUCGAGAAAAAACAAAUUUUCGCAAAAACGUGGCGACGCACACACUGUCUUUUUCGCGCGCACUAAAGAACUUAGUUUUAGUAAGCCGGGGUUCCCCGGGACAACACAGAGUUGCGUUGGAAGGGUUGUGGUAGGGAGAAGAGUAGCGCGAGCGGAUUGGUAUUGAGUCGUGUAUAUGUAUAUAAAGGUCGAAGAAGGUUACAACACAACUUAUACUUCGUAUAUGUUUCUUUGUCAUAUCAAAUAAAUUUAGACGGUACCGGCAGACUUACAGACAGAAUUAAACCGAAAAUUGUUUAAUCAAGUUGUGAGUGCUAUAGUUGUGUGCAAUAACUUUUGUUUAAUUAUAUUGGUACCAUAUAAGAAUCUUAUAACCUAAAAAAAUGAAAAGAGGCCCCUAUAAACAAUGGCUAUCGGAAGACGGACCAAUUCCCGAAUCAACCAUCCGCUCUCGAAGAAAAUUAACUGAAGAUCAAGUUGCCACUGAGAGUCCACCUGAUAGUGUUCGGAGUUCUGAAAACAACAUUUUGCCUUCAUCAAGUAUUGAAUUCAGUACAGUUACUGAUAAUAUUCAAAAUGAUAUUGAAAAUGAAAGUGACCAAUCGGGCGACUUUAGCGAUGAAGAGGACGAAGACCUCUAUUACGAUGUGAUUGUUGACAAUGAUCUCAUAGAAUUUGAAAUUAACGAGGGAAAUAACGAUUUCGUGGAGAUCGAAGGAAACUUAAGAUUGGCUGAUAUGCGAGAUAAUGGUGAUGACAUGAGAAGAGAUGAAUGCAACCAACAACAACAGAAUCAAGAGAGGCUGCGUUUGUACAAUGGCUGUGAUAUUACAAAGAGAGAAAGUGAACUUUUGAUUUUAAAUUUCACGAUCCGGCAUUCUAUAAGCGAUUUGGCGUUAGAGGAUUUAUUAGAACUGAUAAAUUGCCAUUUACCAAACGCUGUAUAUUCCUCAAAGUAUAUGUUUUUAAAACAGUUUGACUCACAAAUUCCCAUUAAAACACAUUAUAUUUGCCCAGAAUGCAAAUCACUAUUGGUAUUUGUUAAUAAAGUAAUCAGUCGAUGCGAAAUAUGCGAGUGCAAUUAUAACGUGAUCGAUUUAAAAAAUAGUGAUAAAUAUUUCUUCACUAUCUCAUUGACAGAGCAGUUAAAAUCUAUAGUCAAUAGUGACUUAUAUUUUCAAUUUCUUAAACCAUCGAAUGACGACUCUGAUGUCAUAAACGGACAAGUCUAUCAAAAAUUGUUACAACAAAAUGUGAUAUCUAAUAAUGACAUCAGCCUACAGUUUAACACCGAUGGUGUUAGGAUGUUCAAAUCGUCUGCAUUGUCAAUGUGGCCGAUACAAGUUAUGAUAAAUGAAUUGCCCUUUGCAAUUCGCAAAGAAAAAAUAAUGUUAUGUGGGCUAUGGUAUGGAUCAGAAAAACCAGAUAUGAAUGUUUUUCUUUCUGUUUUCACCGACGAAUUGACAAAAUUACAUAACGACGGUAUUGUACGAUCAAUUUCGGGACUACCGGAUGUGAAUAUAAAAGUACAUACUCUAUUGAGUACCGUCGAUUCUGUUGCUCGGCCUCUUUGCCAAAUGAUUCAUCAAUAUAACGGCGAAUAUGGAUGCUCAUUUUGUUUACACAAAGGUGAAAGAAUUGAAGUUGGAAAAGGUUAUGCCCGAGUCUAUCCUGGUCCGGUAGGCCCCAAUCGAACUCUUGAACAGCACGAAGCAGACGCGAGACAAGCUUCAAUAGAUGCGCCUGUCAACGGUGUCAAGGGAUUAUCCAUAUUAAUGUUUAUUCCCUUGUUCAAUAUAAUUUCUUCAUUCAUCCCAGAUUAUAUGCACUGCAUUUUAUUAGGAGUAGUGAAGACAUUGGUGAAUGCGCUAUUUGAUUCGUCAAAUAAUAAAAAAAAAUUUUAUAUCGGAACACGAAUUAAAGAAAUCGAUGACAAAAUAUUGAGGAUAAAACCUCCUUGUGAAAUUUCACGUGUGCCUAGAUCAAUACAAGAUAGAGCAUUGUGGAAAGCGAAUGAAUGGAGAAAUUUUAUAUUGUAUUAUUUUAUUCCGUGUUUCAAAGAUAUAUUACCGCUCGCUUACCUAAAACAUUGGCUACUCCUAGUGUCCAGCUUACAUUUACUUCUGAAAAAAAAAAUCACCAACAACGAACUUUCUUUAGCUACAAGAGCUUUGAAGAAAUUCGUUUACUUGAUUCCAGAGUUAUAUGGACUAGAGUAUGCCAAAUUUAAUAUGCAUUUAUUAUUACAUAUACCAGCAUCAGUUAAAAAAUUUGGAGCUCUAUGGGCUACAUCCACAUUUCCUUACGAGAAAUACAAUGGAACGUUAAAAAAACUAUUUAAGAAUACUCAGGCCAUUCCAGAACAGAUCUGUAAAUCAUAUCGCAGACUGUGGUCCACUAACGAACUGAGCUCUUCAAUAUUUUCCAAUAAUGCAUGUCCCGAAAAUAUCAAGAAGUUCUAUGAAAAAUUAGUUGGUUAUUUGAAAAUUAAAAAGUGUAUGUCAAUAGGCUCAGACUUACGUAUUUUUGGUGCACCGAAAAUUAUCAUACUAACUUUGAUUCAACAAACAUCUGUUGAAAGAUUAUUGAGGGUUAGCAUAGAGAAUAAAGCAGUCUUGUACGAGCGAUUCAUUUUCAAAAAAAUAUUGUACCACGCAAAUAUUUAUAAUAGGUUGAACAAACGCAAUAAUUCUAUUGUUAGAUUAGAGGAUGGAAAUUUUUUGGAUAUAACUGGAAUUGUGAUGGUUCGUCAAUUGGGAUCAGUAAAAGAAAUGCCAGUUAUACUUGGUCGAUCUUUCCAUAUCAUACGCGAUCCUGACUUGUAUAUUAUUGACCACGACCUUGGCUUAAGGUCUGGAAUGUUUUUUCAUAUCGUUCAACGAAACAAUCGACUUCUUGCAAUUUUACCUCACAAGAUAACCGAUAAAUGUGUUGAAAUCAAGCUGAAUGAUCAUUUUCAUUGUUUAAUUCCUCUAGUGAACAAAAUAGAAGAGGAUUGAACUUAUUUAAAUGGAACUGCUUCAUCAUCCUUAUGUUAUAUAUUACAUCAAUUAUAUCAUAUAUGUUAUAAAAAAUAAUAACUGUAAUUUAUAAACAAUAUGCGAAAGAUAUAAUAUAUAUAUCUUUUACGAGUGAUAUAUAUAUAUAGAGCAGCGAUGUGUUUUAUUUAUAGAAAACCUUGCAAUAACUCCAUAAGUUAUUCAUAGCGAUAACCAUCAGUGAUACAAAAAUCCAUCAGCAAUAAGGUAAUCACUAAUCAUCAGUGAAAAGAGCACAUAUCAGUACUAUUGGUGCACUGGUUCUUCUUAAUCAGUUUCCAUUAGUGAUUAUAAGUACCGGAAUCAAUUACUGAUUAGCACUAAUGACGACACUUG